Messenger RNA from Dryobates pubescens (Downy woodpecker), 3351 nucleotides. It is a transcript of the gene SMARCAD1, whose product is annotated as SWI/SNF-related, matrix-associated actin-dependent regulator of chromatin, subfamily a, containing DEAD/H box 1. The transcript is spliced from 24 exons. NCBI's taxonomy places the organism in Eukaryota, Metazoa, Chordata, Aves, Piciformes, Picidae. The coding region runs from base 243 to 3302 and encodes 1019 amino acids. Gene Ontology annotation, molecular function: ubiquitin binding; DNA binding; chromatin binding. The record is from RefSeq and is a predicted model, not a curated record. Gene Ontology annotation, cellular component: nucleus.
GCCUCCGCCAUCGGGGAGCGUUCUGCUCCCCGCUGACCCGACAGCUUCUGCCGUCCCUGCCCGUCGCGGUGGUCGUCAGGUACCUCAGGGGCCGGCCCAACCCGUCCGGCGUCACUGCUGCUUCCGCCGCCGGUCGCACCCGCGGAUCCCGGCUCCCUGCCGGUAUCGGCCCCAGCGUGCGGCAGAAACUGCGCAGUCGAGCCCGUCUUCUGGCCCGCAGACGGCAGCCACAGUCUAGCGAUAUGAGUCUGUACAACCUGGACCGCUUUCGCUUCGAGAGGAAGACAAAAAGCUCGGAGCAGGAGCCCGUGCCUCCUUCGGCGGCCCAGGUGCAGGCAGCGACUUACGCUGCAGCGGAGGGUGCUGCUGGAGGGGAUGAGGAUGAAGCUGCAGAUGAUAGCAACGGGCCAGCUUCAGAUGCGACAGAGGUAACAGGGCACUCAGCCAUCCCAGAAACCCCUGAAGCCAAGAGGACAAAGAAGGAAUGUUAUUUCAAGCCUCAGAAAAGGGUCCGGUUCCUAGGUGUGUCCUCAGACAGCGACGACGAGCCGCCAAGAAACCGCCAUCCUGCCAGAGGAAAGAGGACCCCCAGGAGAAAUGCAGUUGUAAUGUCUGAACAGUCUUCAUCAUCCUCAGACUCUGAAGAUGAGCUCUCAGACCUGGCCUAUGAAAAUGGUGGGGAUCAGCUGCCAGAAGGGAAGAGGGAUGUGGAAGAUGACAUCAGGGAUGCAAAGCUGCAAACACUGAAGGAGCUUUUUCCCCAAAGAAGUGACAAAGAUUUAUUACAAUUGGUGGAAUCCUCACGGACAAUGGAUGAAGCAAUAGCAGCUUGUUUGAAGAUCAGUAAUGAAGCUGCCUCUUGCAAAAGGAAACUGAAAGAAUCCCCCCCCAAUGGCAAAGACCAAACUGAGCAGGUCAAAAAAAGGCCAAAGACUGAUUAUUUGGAUGAGUCAGACCCCCAAAGACAAUGGGAGAGGCAAGAGGUGCUGGUGAAGAAGCUGCAGAAUACAUUCCCUGGAUUGGAUAAGGAGGAACUGAGAGAUGUACUUCAGGAGCAUAACUGGGUCUUUCAUGAAGCACUGGAGGCCCUGACAGUAUUUGCAGAAGAUGGCAUGGAAUUUUCUCCCAAAAGUAAAGCUUCUGACUGGACUGAAGCUUCUACCCAGAGCAGAAUUGACAAGGGGAAAGAGAAGCCAAAGGAGAAAUCUGCCAGGAAGGGGCAGAAUGGCUUUCAGAAAAAGGACAAGGUCAAAAGGAGCUUUUGGAGUCCUAAAAGAGAAGCAGAAGACUCGGAGGACGAGGCAGCCUCCGAUGGUGGCAGCUCCCUGGAUGAGGACUACGGCAGCGGCGACGACGUGAUGGAGGAUGGUUACAAAGCGAAAAUCCUCAGCUUCCUGCAGGAUGCUUCCCUGAGUGAACUGACUCUGAUUCCCCAGUGCUCUCAGAAAAAGGCUCAGAAGAUAAUCGCGCUCCGGCCCUUUAACAGCUGGGAGGCUCUGUUUACCAAAAUGACCAAGACUACUGGUUUGUCAGAAGACAUAGUGUGGAACUGCAAGAUACUGCUGAAGGAGAGGGAUGUGGUUCUAAGGCUCAUGAAUAAAUGUGAAGAAAUUUCAAAUAAACUGACCAAGCAAGUCACCAAGAUCACUGCAGAUGGAGGAUGUGAAUGGAACAUAGAGCAGCCCUCCAUUCUGAAUCAGAGCUUGGAACUCAAGCCAUAUCAGAAGAUAGGUUUGAACUGGUUGGCACUCCUCCAUAAACAUGGAUUGAAUGGCAUAUUGGCUGAUGAGAUGGGCUUAGGAAAAACCAUCCAAGCUAUUGCAUUUUUAUCAUAUCUCUACCAAGAGGGCAAUAAGGGUCCCCAUUUGAUAGUUGUGCCAGCUUCAACAUUAGAUAACUGGAUAAGAGAAGUUCACCUCUGGUGUCCUGACCUGAAUGUCCUUUUUUACUACGGAUCCCAAGAAGAGAGAAAACAUCUCCGAGUGGACAUUUGUAAUAAAGUUGUUGAUUUCAAUGUGAUUAUCACCACGUACAACAGUGCCAUUAGCAGCUCGGAGGACCGGGGGCUGUUUCGCAGGCUGAAGCUUGACUAUGCCAUCUUUGAUGAGGGUCAUAUGCUCAAGAACAUGAGCUCUGUACGCUACCAGCACCUCAUGACCAUUAAUGCAAAGAAUCGCUUGCUGCUGACGGGGACUCCAGUGCAGAACAACCUCCUGGAGCUGAUGUCCCUCCUGAAUUUUGUGAUGCCACACAUGUUCAGCAGUAGCACCAGUGAAAUCAGAAGGAUGUUCUCCUCAAAAACAAAGAAUGCUGAAGAACAAAGCAUAUAUGAAAAGCAGAGGAUUGCACAUGCAAAGCAGAUCAUCAAGCCAUUCAUCCUAAGAAGAGUGAAGGAUGAGGUCCUUAAACAGCUGCCUGCCAAAAAAGAUCUGGUUGAAGUCUGUGACAUGUCAGAGAACCAGGAGCAGUUAUACUGUGACCUCUUAAACAAACUCAAGAAGACUAUUGACGGUAACGACAAAAAUUCUGACAUGGGCAAUGUCAUGAUGCAGCUGAGGAAAAUGGCGAAUCACCCUCUCUUACAUCGUCAGUAUUACACAGAUGAGAAGCUUAGGACCAUGUCCAAGCUUAUGCUCAAGGAACCCACACACAGUGAUGCUAACCCUGACCUGAUCUUUGAAGACAUGGCAGUCAUGACAGACUUUGAGCUGCACUUGCUCUGUAAGCAGUAUUCUCACAUAGCCGACUUCAAGUUAGGCAUGGACCAGAUCUUGGAUUCUGGGAAGUUCCGAGCGCUGGAACGCAUCCUCUCUGACCUCAAGGAGCAGGGGGACAGAGUGGUGCUGUUUAGUCAGUUUACUAUGAUGCUGGAUGUCUUGGAAGUGUUCCUAAAACACUGGCAGCACAGAUACCUUAGGCUGGAUGGAAAAACACAGAUCUCUGAUCGGAUACAUCUAAUAGACGAGUUCAACACAGAUAUGGAUAUAUUUGUGUUCCUCCUCUCAACCAAAGCUGGUGGCUUGGGAAUUAAUCUGACGUCAGCAAACGUCGUUAUUCUUCACGACAUCGACUGCAACCCGUACAACGACAAGCAGGCCGAGGACCGAUGCCAUAGAGUAGGGCAGAAAAGAGAAGUAAAAGUCAUAAAGCUGAUCAGUAAGGGCACUAUUGAAGAAUCCAUGCUCAAAAUCAGUCAGCAGAAGCUGAAGUUAGAACAGGAUAUGACUGCUGCAGAUUCAGGAGAAGGAGGAACUAUUCCAUCAGAUAUAGCCACGCUAUUGAAAGCAUCCUUAGGCCUCUAAACAUGUAAAUAAGUAGGCUGUGGACCUGGAGGAAGAAGAGUGGUGUUGG